CUUCUUCCAUUGACAGAACCAUAACCUUCUCUCUUUAACCCUUAACACCCACCAAAACAAAACGGUGACGUUUUAACCCUCUCAUUUUCCCCGAAUACUCACCGGCGAUGGAAACUGAUGUUCAAUCGAAUUUCACUUACAUGGGAAGAACCUUCACAAAUCUGAGUAUCAAUGGAAGUUCUUCCUCAGCUUUUAGCGAUUGUAACAGUGAUAGAUCCGGUGAGUUCCCUACAGCUUCUUCACAGAGCCGGCGGUUGUUUUUGGCUUGUGCUUCUGAGAAUUCCGAUGAAUUGAUACAUCAACUCGUAUCGGGUCUCGAUUCCGAUUCAAUCGAUGAGGCAAAACAAGCAGCAAUAGAGAUUAGACUCCUCGCUAAGAACAAACCAGAAAAUCGCAUCAAAAUUGCUCGAGCCGGUGCAAUCAAACCGUUGAUUUCGCUUAUUUCCUCAACCGAUCUUCAACUUCAGGAAAACGGCGUUACGGCGAUACUCAAUCUCUCUCUUUGCGAUGAAAAUAAGGAAUUAAUCGCAGCAUCAGGAGCAAUAAAACCGCUAGUUCGAGCACUUAAAAUAGGAACAUCAACAGCUAAAGAAAACGCAGCUUGCGCUCUUUUACGUCUAUCGCAAGUUGAGGAAAACAAAAAAGCAAUCGGACGGUCAGGAGCGAUUCCUCCAUUAGUGAACCUUCUAGAAACAGGAAACUUCCGCGGAAAGAAGGACGCAUCAACGGCGUUAUACUCACUAUGUUCGGUUAAAGAGAACAAAGUAAGAGCAAUACAAGCAGGUGUGAUGAAGCCUUUAGUUGAAUUAAUGGCGGAUUUCAGUUCAAACAUGGUUGAUAAAUCAGCGUUCGUUGUGAGCGAAUUGAUAUCGACAAAAGAAGCAAGAGCGGCACUCGUUGAUGAAGGUGGAAUUCCAGUGUUAGUUGAGAUUGUUGAAGUGGGGACACAACGGCAAAAGGAAAUUGCGGUUGCGAUAUUGUUACAGUUAUGUGAGGAUAGUGUGGUGUACCGUACUAUGGUGGCUCGCGAAGGAGCCAUUCCUCCCCUUGUUGCUUUGUCACAAUCUGGAACUAAUCGCGCCAAACGAAAGGCGGAGACACUGAUUGAUCUUCUAAGGCAACCAAGAUCCGGUAACGCCGCUGCAACAGCGAUAGCAAGAACAUCCGGUGUGCCAGUAUGAAAUGUUGUCUACUUGUUCCUUUUUUAUUUGUUUCCUUGUUUGUAUAAUACCAGUCCAACAAAGCGCAAAUUAUGGACAAUAUAGAAAAAAGAUAAUUUAAAAAAAAAGAAAAAAAAAAGAGAGAGAAGUGGGAAAAUGUAAAUUGCUUCUGUGAUUAGUUGUAGUAAAAACCUUUGUAAAUUUGGCGGGUUUUGAUUUUGGUGGCCA
This is a messenger RNA of Lycium barbarum (goji berry), 1388 nucleotides long. RefSeq names its product U-box domain-containing protein 4-like. Gene Ontology annotation, cellular component: nucleus; cytoplasm. The coding region runs from base 108 to 1181 and encodes 357 amino acids. Gene Ontology annotation, molecular function: protein binding. NCBI's taxonomy places the organism in Eukaryota, Viridiplantae, Streptophyta, Magnoliopsida, Solanales, Solanaceae. The transcript is spliced from 2 exons. The record is from RefSeq and is a predicted model, not a curated record.